This is a messenger RNA of Botrytis porri, 739 nucleotides long. RefSeq lists its product as uncharacterized. Gene Ontology annotation, cellular component: cytoplasm. The coding region runs from base 108 to 578 and encodes 156 amino acids. The transcript has 5 exons. The record is from RefSeq and is a predicted model, not a curated record. NCBI's taxonomy places the organism in Eukaryota, Fungi, Ascomycota, Leotiomycetes, Helotiales, Sclerotiniaceae.
UUUCAUCGCAUAUAACUGGCAUAUCUUCAGAACUUCCACUAUUUGAUACAUUCUCCCCUCAAAAAUACCACAACUGCACUCUCAAAUAGCCUAUCGCAAUCGCAAGUAUGAGUGCGCCACCUGCUAAGUUCGAUGCCGAAAAGGCAGACAAUUUUGAAGAUAUCGAGAAACAAUUCGCAGUCAAAGCUGUUCAACAUAUGUCCACAUACUGGGCAAUUCUUGAAAAAGUCCGCGGAUCAUCUCUCCGACUCACAAAAAUUGAUAACGAGAUCUAUGAACAUUUGAUGAAGGAUUUCCCAGAACUUGACCCGGCAGCCACAAUCAAUGAGGAUGAAAUGAAGAGCAAGACAGGAAAGGAGAGGUGGAGAAAUUUCAUGAUGAAGUAUGAGAAGACCGUGGAGGAUUAUAACUUCGGAACGAUGUUGAGAACCAGUCCAAAAUCUGAAUAUGAACAAGACGCAACCAUCUUUGUCCCUAGAAUGCAAUUCUAUGCUUACGAGAUUGCAAGAAACCGCAAAGGAUUGAAUGACUGGAUCUACGAAAAAGAGCACCCAGAGGCCGAGAAGAAGGCUGCUUAGGAGAAUGAUCCAAACAAUAAAUUUCGCUUAAAAACAUUAUACCCUCAAUCACCAGAAAAUACAUUUAGUAUAUGGACUACGUACUAUAACCAUAGAACUCUGAACGUGAGAACUCGAAGCCGACUCUUUCUUAUUACACCAACGCAGCACGUUAUCAGCCG